Molecule: messenger RNA, 842 nt
Organism: Diversispora eburnea
Lineage: Eukaryota; Fungi; Glomeromycota; Glomeromycetes; Diversisporales; Diversisporaceae
Source: the annotation of a GenBank genome assembly
AACGUACAAUUGAAGAUAUAGGAUUAUCAAAGAGUUUAAUGAAUCUUUUACUUAGUUUAGAGAGAAACAUGGCAGAUUUUGAUACGAUUGAAAAAAUCUCUCAAGAUUUAUUAAAUAUCUUGGGUCCAAUCACCGAAUAUCAAAUAAGUGGACGAGAAGGAAAGGAUGGAAAAGAUGGAAAGGAUGGAAAAGAUGGAAAAGGUGGAAAAAUUGGAAAAGCGGGAAAAGGAUUAUUAAUAUCAUUCUUGGAUAUAAUAUAUGAAGAAAUGGAAUGGUUAUUAAAUAGGUUAAAAGGAUUCUGUAAUAUUAAUGAUGAUGAAUCAAUUAAUUCAGAAGAAAUUGAACAUGAAAUUUGUUUGAGAUUGUUAAAACUUAUGAACGCCACUUUAUACUUGGAAGAAACUUCACUUCAACCACCUUCUUCAGAAAAUCUGAUUAAAUGUUUACAGAGAGUUUAUAAAGUAUUAGUAGCAUUAACAAAAUAUAAAAUUUCAGAAGCAGGCGAAAUUAAAGAACAUUUUAUUGAAGUAAUUAAAUUGGCCGGAUUAAAAUUUACCGAACAGAUGUAUAAUUUUCUUACGGCAUUUUUAUCAACAAAUAAUAAUAAUAAUAAUAAUAAAAAAGGUGGAAAAUCAAAGUCACGAAUAACGAGAGAAUCUAAAAUAGUACCUGAUUUGAUUUUUAUUUUGGAACAAUUUGAACGAUAUUUAUUACAAUUGUCAAAGAAAUCAAAGACUGACUUAAUGCAAUACAUCACAGUAAGCACAGCGCGUGAUUUUAAGAUCAAAUCGGAAAAAUUAACUGGAAAGAAGAAAUCGAAAAAAUCUAAAUCGGGUGAUAAU